GGGUCCAAUGAUAGUAAUUUUUUUUACAAUUUAUAAAUUCAUGCAAUAUUCUGUAUGUGAUUAUGUCAUUAUGUUCAGUAAUAUAUUGGGUACAACCUUUAGUAUAUGACCUUUUUUUUUUUUUUCUUUUUUCUUUUUUCUUUUUUAAAAAAAAGAGGUGUGAUGGAUUUUUACUUGCUUUUUAUUUUUUAACUGAUAAUGAAAAGUACGAUGGAGAGAUGUCACUUAAUAAUCGGGCGGAUUUUUAACUACCAUCACGAGUCAAGUUUAAAGGACUGGGUUGUCAAACACACCGACUUAUUUACAACCCUAGAUCAUACAUAACCCAACAACCCCUCAUUAACAUAGACACAAACCGAAUAGGCUUUGAAAAUCAGACAAAGCCGAGACACCUUAAUUAGUUAAAGUAGAAGCCUUUGGUCAAAAACAAAUAUGUCUUAGAAUUGUCAGCGCAUGUGAUGAUACUGUGAAGGCAAAAUCAAUCUCCAGCCUGAACCAGACUCGAAAAAUUAUUGCACAUGUCCACAGAAAACAAAGAAAAAGGCUAGGACAUAAAAAUUGAUGCCGAACAAAAUAUCAAAUAGCAUGAAGUUGCUAUGUUAGGAUACCUCCAGGGAGAAAGAGGGAUCUUACAUACACAGUCAAGUGAUUUGAGUUACUUAUUUCUUUUGUUCUGCUCAACAAUUCUGGAAAGCGAUGCCACAAGCAUUAGAUUCUUGACACCACCAGAGGUAAAGGAUCAUAUACGCUAAUGCUUUGAUUCCACGCAUACUUUAACCUUUUUUUUCUUUUUUCUUUUUUCUUUUGUACUUGAAGAACUAUUGAAGGUUCUCAAAUAUAUAUGAGGGAUAAAUGCAGCUAUCAAUAAUACACCAAACACUUCUUCCUUAAUUCUACGCUCCCAACACCUCUCAUCACUACUUCGACAGCGGGUUUCAGCAUCACUCGAAUCACCACCACCAAACAAAUGGCUGAGGCAGUCCUCUCCGACAUUGCUGCGAGUGUAAUUAAGAGCUUGGGAUCUCUUGCUCUCGAAGAGAUUGGACUGCUCUGGGGUUUCGAAGAUGAGCUUAAAAAGCUCGGGAACACGGUUUCCACCAUCCAAGCUGUGCUUUUGGAUGCGGAGGAGAAGCAGGCCAAGAACCAUGUGGUCAAAGAUUGGCUUGGGAAGCUCAAGGAUGCCAUGUACGAAGCCGACGACUUGCUGGAUGAUUACUCCACCGAACUUCUACGCCGACAAGUGAUGACACGGGAUAAGAUCAAGGCUAAACGGGUACGCAUCUUUUUUUCCAAAUCGAACCGGCUUGCAUAUGGCUUUAAAAUGGGUCAUAGGAUCAAGGCACUUUGGAAGAGACUUGAUAACAUAGCAACUGAUCAAAUCAAAUUUGGCUUCAAUGAGCGCCCUAUAGGGACACAGUUUGAGCAUAGGAAGAGAGUAGAUACACACUCUUUUGAACGUGCGAAAGAAGUCAUUGGGAGAGAGGAUGAUAUAAAUGCUAUUAAAGAGUUGUUAUUGGAUUCCGAUGUGAAAGAGAACGUAUCCAUCAUUCCAAUAGUUGGGAUUGGUGGACUAGGCAAGACCACACUUGCUCAAUAUGUGUACAACGACGAGGAGGUCCAAAAACAUUUUGAGCUAAGUGUGUGGGUGUGCGUCUCUGAUCCUUUUGAUGUGAAAGCUAUUGUUCAAAAGAUUGUAGAAUGUUCCACUGAAAGGAGACCCGAAAGCCUUGAGAUGGAUUUGUUGCAACGUCAGCUUCGAGCAAAGAUUGAUGGAAAACGAUAUUUACUCGUUUUAGACGAUGUAUGGAAUGAGAAUCGUGGUACAUGGUUGGACUUGGAAAAACUGUUAUCAGGUGGCCUCAAGGGAAGCAAAGUUUUGAUUACUACACGUAGCAAAAGAGUUGCAGAGAUUACAGGCACGGUACCAUCGUAUCUUCUAGAAGGUCUAUCUGAAAGCAAUUCUUGGGAUUUAUUUAAGAGAAUGGCCUUUAAAGACGGGGAAGAACCAAAUAAUCCAAAGUUAGUAGAAAUCGGAAGGGAGAUCAUUGAAAAGUGUGCACAAGUUCCACUUGCUAUAAGGAGCAUAGGGAGUCUAUUAUACUUAAAAUACUCAGAAGCUGAUUGGCUGUACUUUAAAAGUAAUGAACUUUACAAAAUAACUCAAGAUGACAAUAGUAUUUUCCCAAUACUUAAGUUGAGUUAUGAUCAUCUCUCGCCACAAUUGAAGCAAUGUUUUGCUUUUUGUUCGUUGUUUCCAAAAGAUCAUGAAAUUGAAGUGGAGGUGUUGAUUCAGCUAUGGACAGCUCAAGGCUUUAUUCAUUGGUCAGAUAGAACCAGAUGUCUUGAAGAUGUUGGUCGUGAGUAUUUUAUGGAUUUGCUUUGGAGGUCUUUUUUCCAAGACAUACAAAGAGAUGAAUAUGGUGAUAUAAAAAGAUGCAAAAUGCAUGACCUUAUUCAUGAUCUUGCACAAUCAGUAGCAGGGUACGAGUGCAUAAUUUCAAAUCCAAAUGCUGAAAAAGUAGUUGAAAGAAAUAUCCAUGUGGCAUUUGAUUCCUUAGAUUCAUUAAGGGAUAUUCCACCUCCCUUGCUCAAGGCCCACAAAAUGAGAUCGCUUUUUCUACAUAUUCCAAGUCUACCCUCUUGGACAACUCUCCAGGGGAAUAAGUCAACAUAUGACACACUUAUUUCAAGUUUUAAAUGCUUGCGUGCCUUGAAUUUUAGUUGCUUGAAUAUUCAAGAAGUGCCGGAUUCCAUUGGCAAGUUAAAGCACCUAAGAUAUCUUGAUCUUUCUUGGAAUGGUGAUAUAGAACUACUCCCCGCUUCUAUAACUAAGUUGCUAAAUUUGCAAACACUAAGACUUAAUUGUUGUAGUGGGCUUAAAGAAUUGCCAGAAGACCUUAAAAACUUGAUCAGCCUUAGGCAUCUUGAUCUUUCUCAGUGUAAUCGUAUCGAACUACUCCCCGCUUCUAUAACUAAGUUGCAAAAUUUGCAAACACUAAGACUUUGGUAUUGUUUAGGGCUUAAAGAAUUGCCAGAAGACAUUACAAACUUGAUCAGCCUUAGGCAUCUUGAUCUCAAGGAGUGUCGGAGCUUGACUCAUAUGCCGCAUGGGUUGGGAAAGUUGACCGCUCUCCAAACACUGUCGCAAUACACUUUGGGGAAGGAGGGAAGUCGUAUUCCAAAGCGAAAGGGUGGGCUAGCCGAUCUGGAAAGUUUAGAUGAGUUGAGAGGAGAAUUAGAUAUCAUUGGUUUAAAGCACUUGAGAUCUUCUCCAUUAGAAGCCAAGGCUGCAAACUUGGAGAGGAAGCAAAACCUUCGAACUUUGAUAUUAGAGUGGGCUGGCCCAAAUUUUGAUUACCAUGAUAGUGAUAAGGCAAUAGAAAAUGAUGAACAGCUGUUGCAAAACCUUCAGCCACACUUCAAUUUGAAAAAAUUAAUUAUAAAUGGGUAUGGAGGUUUGAGGUUAUCGGGCUGGGUGUCCUCGCUCUCGAAUUUGGUUGAUAUUAAGAUAUUCAAUUGUAAAUGGUGCCAACAUAUCCCUCCAUUGGACCGAUUACCUUCUCUCAAGAAUCUUAUUCUUCAAAAUUUAAGUGCGCUGGAGUACAUAAGCAAUGAUGGAAGUGACGUGUCCUCUUUAUCUCUUGAAAGUCUCGAACUUAAGGAUUUGCCUAAGUUGAGGGGAUUGUGGAGGAUGAGGGAAGCAGCAACAACAGAGCAUGAGCCACAUCAUCAUCUUCCAUCAUUUCCAUCAUUUCCAUGCCUUUCUGAUUUAAUUAUUAAGAAGUGUCCUAUGUUGUCUCUAAUGCCAGUAGUGGCACAAGGGAGCGAAACAGCACACUCCUCUUCCUCUCCCUUUUCGGAUCUCUCCAAAUUGAAGUUUCUUUCUCUUAAGGGAUUAGAGCAACUUGAAUCUCUGCCAGUGGAGUGGCUGCAAAACCUCACUUCUCUUGAGAGUCUGGAUAUUCGGAAGUGUUGUAAACUACGAAUAUUCAUGUCUCCACUCUUUCAACAUCUCUCCGCGCUUGAAGAUCUAAGGAUUUGUAAGUGUAGGGAACUUAUCAGUCAUGAGAAUGAAGAGGGCACACAAUGGGUUGGACCUACAAUACUUCGUCGUCUAUCUAUAGAAAAGGUUCCAAACUUGGUGUCUCUCCCAAGGGAGCUUAGACAUGUUACCACUUUGCAAGAGCUUUACAUAAUGGACUGCCCUGCACUGAACUCUUUACCGGAGUGGAUAGGCGACCUCACUUCACUUGACGAGCUUUUGAUCUGGUGGUGUCCCAAUUUAAUAUCACUGCCUGAAGGUAUGCGCCGCCUCACCUCUUUACGUCGGUUGAUAAUUCGGAAUUGUCCUCGCUUGCAGAAAAGAUGUGAACGAGGAACAGGAGGGGAUUGGCCAAAGAUUGCUCACGUCUCAUACUAUACGGAUCGGGAUUCCAACUUCUACCUUUCGUCUGAAGAGGAUUGACCAAUUAUUCUUCAGAACUAACUGUACCAUGGAACAAACGAGGGUUUAAGAAAAGACAUAUUUUCAGACCUUGCCGACAAUCAGAUUUGCCCGAAGCUCUCAAAUUUCCAGACUCUUAAAUAUUUCAUCUGAAAGCGUGAUAAGCAUGAAAGCAACCGAUUGCUGGGCUUCUUUUGCACCAUUUUGAGCCAAUGUAGCAUGUUGUUUUCAAUUUGAUGCAACAAUAGUGAUUAUUAUUGGGCAGUCCAUUAAGUACUCCAAGAGACUUGUUCUGAACAAGAAUCAUGCUAAGCACUGCCUCUUAGACGUUGAGAAAAUCCUAGAGAGUCAAGGGCCAAAUGAAAUCUCUAGAAGAUCUAUUCCUUUCAACCAGAGAACCUCACAGAAUUCUCUUGCCCUGUUAUGGAUGUUGAUGAGUUUAAGCGCACUCUGGACUAUUCAAGACUUAUGGUCCUUUGUGGAAGGAUUGAUCCUGUCAAUGAGUGUUGUGACCAAGUUUGCCAAAAUGCUAUACUAGAUGCUGCUAGAAAGAUUGGCCUAAAUGGUAUGUCAAAUAUGGAUGGGUGCCCUGUCUCACUUGAACACUCAACAAGGAUGGACGAUUGCAAAAAUAUUGUCGUCCGGUGGCUGUCCAGUAAACUUGAUCCUUCUUCAGCAAAUAAUGUUCUAAGAAGACUUUCAAAUUGCAAUGUAAAUAAAGUAUGUCUAUUGGUUUUUCCCAACAUGACAAAACAUUAUGAAAGAAUGUGGAAAUGUGAUAAAUGACGAGACAGCUUGCUGCAAAGCCAUGGAGAGUUACGUACGUGUCUCAAUUGCAACAGCAGAGCUUCCUCACCAACUUGCAAGACUUGAAAAUUGUGCUGCAUCAAUUGGCACAAGGUUGCAGGAAGCUAAUGUUUCCUACUUGUUUAUAAUCUUUGUCAUAUAAACCUCAAGGAUUUCUCUCUUUAAGUGGGAUCACAAGAGUCUGGCUACCUUUUACCAAGCUUGUCUUCAUAUGCAACAUAUGAUAGAACUUCAGGGUCAGCUUCGUUUGCGAUCUUAGUGAUAACAUUGCAGCUCCUUGGCCCUCUAAAUCUUAUGUACCUGCUUCUACCCACAAUAAAAACUACCAAACUUCCAGCACUCCCCACAGCAACAUCUGCACAAAGUGGUCGAUACACCGACAACUUGAUGUUUCCCCUGCUUGUGACCUCAUUACUGCCUUUCAACAUGUUUCUUUGAUAUUCGUUUUCACUGUUACUUGGUUCUUUUGGCCACAAACAGAAGCUACUCUUGUAUGCUCAGAAACUUGGGAUGCAAUAUGGAUAAAGGCGCCUCCAGUGAAUUGGUGGAAAAUGGUGUGGAACCCGGUGGCUAUAACUUGACAUUCCUUCCUUUUGUGGCUUGUUUUCAGAGAUGCUUUGAUUACUAAGGAAAGGAUGUGUGGAUGGGGUUUUCUAGGGGAUUGCUUAUGCUCGUUUUGCCGGGGAAGGAUUGAGAAUAGAGAGCACAUAUUCUUCCAAUGUGGCUUCAGCAAUCGCAUAUGGAAGGAAUUGAUGGCGAUGGCUCUCUGUUUGGUGAGGCAGCCGAGGGACUCUUAGGAUGAUAUUGAAAAAUGGAGCAUGAAGGAAUUAAGGUCAGAUUGCCUGAAGGCUAGACUAUGCAUUCUAUGCUUAGGUGCUGCUAUCUACCACCUAGACAUAAUACAUGGGAACAUCCUUAGUUCUGAGGAGCAUAUUGUGGAAAAAAUUAAAUGGGAUGUUCGUGCUCGAAUCAUGAGUAAAGGACCUUACAAGAAGUCUAAGGAGAAUCUUCAACUUGCAAGCUUGUGGAAUCUUUACAAAGUUUUUCAAUAGAUUCUGUUUGUGUAGUUGUUCUGGUUGUUGGUGUACUCGGCUCUGUUUUGUUUGGUUGUAUCUUGUUUAGCUGUUGAGCUGUGUGAGAUAGUUCUGCAGAAUUUAUUCUGCUUUA
This is a messenger RNA of Alnus glutinosa, 6418 nucleotides long. RefSeq names its product putative disease resistance protein RGA1. The record is from RefSeq and is a predicted model, not a curated record. The coding region runs from base 968 to 4465 and encodes 1165 amino acids. Gene Ontology annotation, molecular function: ADP binding; protein binding. The transcript has 10 exons. Lineage: Eukaryota; Viridiplantae; Streptophyta; Magnoliopsida; Fagales; Betulaceae. Gene Ontology annotation, biological process: defense response to other organism.